AUGGGUGGAAAGCGUCUUGUUCCAGUGGGUCUUGGAGAUGAUGAUCAAUGCAUGGAAGAUGACUUUGCUGCAUGGCGGGAGUUACUUUGGCCCGAGUUAGAUCAGUUGCUUAAGGAUGAUGACAGUUCAACUGUUGCAACUCCUUACACUGCUGCUGUGUUGGAAUAUCGUGUGGUAUAUCAUGACAGCACAGAUGCAUCAAUAUUGGACAAGAGCAUGAGUAUGUCAAAUGGUCAUGCUGUUCAUGAUGCACAACAUCCAUGCAGGUCUAAUGUGGCUGUGAAAAAGGAGCUUCAUACUGCUGCCUCUGAUCGAUCUUGCACCCAUCUAGAAUUUGACAUUGCUGGAACUGGACUUGUAUAUGAAACUGGGGACCAUGUCGGCGUGUACUGUGAGAAUGUGAUUGACAUUGUGGAGGAAGCUGAAAGGUUAAUGGAUUUAUCACCAGAUACAAAUUUCUCCAUUCACACCGAUAAAGAGGAUGGCACUCCACUUGGUGGUAGCUCAUUGCUGCCUCCUUUCCCUGCAUGUACCAUAAGAACGGCACUGACUCGAUAUGCGGAUCUUUUGAGCUUUCCGAAGAAGUCUGCAUUACUUGCCCUGGCAGCUCAUGCUUCUAGUCAAGUUUAA
Molecule: messenger RNA, 630 nt
Organism: Camellia sinensis
Lineage: Eukaryota; Viridiplantae; Streptophyta; Magnoliopsida; Ericales; Theaceae
Source: RefSeq, a predicted model, not a curated record